This is a messenger RNA of Bemisia tabaci, 3302 nucleotides long. It is a transcript of the gene Rcd-1, whose product is annotated as Required for cell differentiation 1. Gene Ontology annotation, biological process: mRNA catabolic process. Gene Ontology annotation, cellular component: CCR4-NOT complex. NCBI's taxonomy places the organism in Eukaryota, Metazoa, Arthropoda, Insecta, Hemiptera, Aleyrodidae. The record is from RefSeq and is a predicted model, not a curated record.
UGAGUUGCCGAUUUCGGUAAAUAAAUAAAUGAAAGGUUAUAUGAUCGCUUGGUGUCUAGUGUGAAGAAUUGACUUAUUACAACCAUUAUUUCAGAAAUUAAUUAGUGUUAGUUUUAUUCAAUCGACUAUCAGGUUUUGUAUAACAACCUCCAAUUCUAUUUUUCUAGUUAUAGUACGAUUAUCUCAGCAGCAGCAACGUAGGAGAUCUUGGUGCCACGCUUGACUACUCAUCAAUCGUCAGUCUUCUUUCGGAAGCAGUCAAUCAAAUGAAGGAAGUUUUAUAAUGCGUGAAGGGAUUAUGAGUGCUCAAGAAAGUCCGACCGCUCUUCAGCAGCAAAGUGUUGAUCGAGAGAAGAUUUAUAUGUGGGUAAUUGAAUUGGCCAACAUUGAAACAAGAGAAAAUGCCCUUCUUGAAUUAAGCAAAAAGCGAGAAGUAGUGCCAGAUUUGGCUCCUAUGUUAUGGAAUUCAUUUGGGACUAUUGCUGCCCUUCUUCAAGAAAUCAUCAACAUUUAUCCUGCUAUUAACCCUGCAACUUUGACUGCUCAUCAGUCCAACCGCGUUUGCAAUGCUCUGGCGCUCCUUCAGUGUGUUGCCUCUCAUUCAGAGACUCGCUCAGCAUUCCUCGCUGCUCAUAUUCCUUUAUAUUUAUAUCCAUUUUUACACACUGUUAGUAAAACUCGACCAUUUGAAUACCUCCGGUUGACGAGCCUUGGUGUGAUCGGAGCCCUUGUCAAGACUGAUGAACAAGAAGUUAUUACUUUCCUACUAACAACAGAAAUCAUACCUCUGUGUUUACGCAUAAUGGAGUCUGGCUCAGAACUUUCGAAAACCGUCGCCACUUUCAUCCUUCAAAAAAUUCUUUUGGAUGAUAGUGGCUUGUCCUAUAUUUGUCAAACUUAUGAUAGAUUCUCUCAUGUUGCCAUGAUCCUCGGGAAAAUGGUGUUAUCUUUGGCCAAAGAACCCUCCGCUAGGUUGCUGAAGCAUGUAGUUCGUUGCUACCUCAGGCUUUCUGAUAAUGCAAGAGCGUGUGUGGCAUUACGACAGUGCUUACCAGAUCAGCUCAGGGAUGCCACCUUUGUGAUGUGUCUUCAAGAGGACAAAUCCACCAAGCAUUGGCUUGCUCAACUCUUAAAGAACUUGGAAACCCGAAGUGUUGGGCCCGUGGUCAUAGCACCCUUAUCCCCGCAGUAACGUCUAACAACAAAUUGAAGAAUUACUAACUAAUUUUUAAAGCAACUCCAUUUUUUUUUUCAUUUUUUUAUUUGCCUGUUUAUUGUGCCUAGCCUGUUCACCUCUUUGUAAUUUAGAUUUUUUGAUGAGAAUGGUUUUAUGAUAAAUUGCAACAAUUUUUUUCUGACUCUCGGUGAUUAGAAAUGCAUGAUUCGGAUCAAAAAUGAGAAACCAUUGCCCACCUUAAAUUAUUCUAAAUAUUUGACCGUAUUUUAGGUAUUCUAGAUUAUUAAUCAGUUAUUGUUUCUAAAAGUUGUUUUAAUGCUGUAGUUUCAUGAUUUAGAGACUCAUUCUGAAGUUACAGUGCUUUUACUAAGUAGAAUGAUUAGCUGAGUCUUUCAAAGACUGUAAAAUACAAUCAUUUUUUUUUUAUUAUUAUUAUUAUUAUUAUUAUUAAUUCUGUCACAUAUUUAAUAUUUUAUGGAAUACCUUCAGCUCCUGUUCAUCACAAGUUUGUUUAGUAAGCCAUCAUCAAUUUUAAAAAAAGUAAAAAAUAUCCCUUGAAGUGGUCAGAACAGACUGAUUGCGUUCUUCAGAUCAGAUGCUAUUGAAGAAUACAAUUAAAUGCAGUACCUUGUAAAUUCUCUAAUGGAGCUUGCCAGGAAAUUUGAUCUUUUGAAAAUAUUCUUGCAUGGAUGAUUUAUGUUCUUAGAAGGGAAAUAUUUUCCUUUGAAUAGUAAUGAAAAUGUGAUAUUAACAAUGAAUGUCUGACGUUUAAUAGUUAGGAUUUUUUAUUUGUGUCGUUAAAUAAUCUUAUUGUAUUAACUUUGCUAGGGUUUUAAGCUCUUCUGUUACAUAAUAGGAUAUCAAGGUUUCAGGUAUUAAUUUUGCUAAAUCAUAAAAGCUUGGUAUAAAGCUCUUUUUUUAUUUUUCAGUUUUAAAAAUGUCCCUCUUUUCCUAUAUCCUAGGUUUUCAGUUGGCACUCAGUUGUUCUUAGUCAGACUACCAGAAGGCCUUCAUGAUUUAACAGUAAACUCUCCCGCAUUAAAUUUAUAUCCGGAAAAAAUCUGCAAUUUUUGGUUUCACUCUUUUUUCAUAUUUAUUUUGAUGUGCAAGUCUGAAAAUGCAUUAUUUAGUUACGCAGGAUUGAUCUAACCUUGAUUUUACUGCCGCAUGCUUUUCAUGUUUAAUUAUUUUGAAUUAAAAAGUCGAAGGGGAAAGUAUUAUUUUUCCAUUUUUUAGACCUUGAUAAAUGUGAUUCAGUCAAUAAAAAGAAUACUUGGGGUAAAGAGGUUGAUUUUUUACCAAAUUAAACUUUGCUGCUUAUAGAAAUUCACUUUGCAUCAGUUGUCCUGAAGAACACCCAAGAAUUCAGAGAAUAAUUCAAAAAUAUUUUAAAAUUCUAAUUUUUUUUUUUUUAAAGUAGCAAACAAAUACAAAAUGAAUUUCUGUAGCCAGUGAUUGUAGAUGGGGUCAAACUGAACCUUUUCGCCUUGAAUUCCUUUUUCCCUUACUCUCUCGUUAAACAUUUCCACAAGUAUCUCAGCAUGGGGAAGGUAUUUUAUCGUAAGAACUUCGCAGAGCACCUUUGAUUACAUAAUCUCAAUUCCUUGCUGACUAAGCAGAAAAAUUUGAUCGAAUUUCAGAGCACGAUAAGGAACUCUAAAUUCCUAAUUUUACUGCGCCGCAUCAAAUUUACAGCCCCAGAGCUGUGAAAAAUUGAGAUCUCAUUUAAAAGGUAUCUUAUUUUAAUGCACUCUCUUGUCCAAAGCAAGUAUCUUAUGAUAUUUUUACUAUGUAAUUUAUAUUAUUCCUGCUGAUUCCCUCCUGACUCAUAAAUUUUUCUUUAUUUUGACAACUAAGAACAAACUUCGUAACAAUGUACAUAAACUGGUACCUUUAAUGGAGGUCAAUUUUUCUGAAGAUGUUAAUAGUCAUUAUUAUCAGUAGUUUUCUCUACUUGCUACACCAACAGAAGGAAUAUUUUAAUUUUUAAGUGACUGAAAGCACUUGGUGUGGUCUUUUUAUAAUGUCAAAACGUCAUUCUACUAUUUUGUAAACUUGUGCAUUGGGAAGUAUUGAUUUUAAUUUUGACUUGUAAUUUAUUUUAUUAAAUUUCUGGUAAAUAUGA